Aspergillus melleus is the source of this 468-nucleotide messenger RNA. RefSeq lists its product as uncharacterized. Bases 1 to 468 code for a protein of 155 amino acids. The transcript is spliced from 3 exons. NCBI's taxonomy places the organism in Eukaryota, Fungi, Ascomycota, Eurotiomycetes, Eurotiales, Aspergillaceae. The record is from RefSeq and is a predicted model, not a curated record.
AUGAAGCUCCCAGCUGCUCUCUCCGCCGCCCUGCUGGCCGUCUCUGCCACCGCACAGUUUGACAAAAACCUCCCAUGGGGUAAACGCGACUAUGCCUGCAUCAACGUCUACCAGGGCAUUCCCGACCAUUCCACCGUCGCCCCUGGAGCUGAAGUCACCCUGAAGUUUAACCGUGCACCCACCGGGCGCUGCGACUCGGGCCUCUCCCAGUACCCAGGCACUCCCUACGCCGUCUGGCUGUAUAACAACCCCGUCCGCAACCGGGACGUGGUGUCAUGGGACGAGAGGGUCAAAAUCACCGACGGGGUGAGCGAGCACGACGGCGAAGUGACGAUUACCGUCCCGGAGGAUUUGCCCACGGUGAAUGACGACUCCGUUUGGUAUUUGAGGGUCGACACCGUCCUUUCUACGGCGCCUCAGAUGCCGAGUCUGUUCAAUGCUGCCGGACCGUUUGCUAUUCGAGAGUAG